This is a messenger RNA of Patiria miniata (bat star), 2306 nucleotides long. It is a transcript of the gene siah1, whose product is annotated as E3 ubiquitin-protein ligase SIAH1A. Gene Ontology annotation, molecular function: ubiquitin conjugating enzyme binding; zinc ion binding; ubiquitin protein ligase activity. Gene Ontology annotation, cellular component: cytoplasm. The record is from RefSeq and is a predicted model, not a curated record. The transcript is spliced from 6 exons. The coding region runs from base 168 to 1022 and encodes 284 amino acids. Gene Ontology annotation, biological process: proteasome-mediated ubiquitin-dependent protein catabolic process; multicellular organism development. NCBI's taxonomy places the organism in Eukaryota, Metazoa, Echinodermata, Asteroidea, Valvatida, Asterinidae.
GUCGCUGGUAACCCUAAACAUACUCCAAUGGUGAUGGUUGUGUCGGUCGUCAGGCUUUUUCUUCCUCCGUGAGAAGAGAAGUUUCUUUCUUUCACUUAAGACUGCUUUGUUCCUAACCUACCAUUUGACGUCGAGCCCAAUUCACAACAGAGGGGGCUGUUGCUGUGAUGUCAUUUCAGGAAGACACUGUUCAGGCUAAGGAACUGACAACCAUGAGUUGUCCAGCGACGACCAGCAGCAAAGCUCGCAGCCACACGCCCACCACCAACCAGGACUUGGCGGGGCUGUUUGAGUGCCCGGUGUGCUUUGACUAUGUCCUGCCGCCCAUACUGCAGUGUCAGAGUGGCCAUCUUGUCUGCUCCAGUUGCAGACCCAAGCUUAACUGUUGCCCUACCUGUCGUGGGCCUCUCGGCAGCAUACGCAACCUAGCCAUGGAGAAGGUGGCCCAGACGGUCAUGUUCCCCUGCAAGUAUUCCUCCUCAGGAUGCAUGGCCACCAUGUCCUACACAGAGAAGCCAGAGCAUGAGGAGACAUGCGAGUUCCGGCCCUACUCCUGCCCCUGUCCCGGGGCCUCCUGUAAGUGGCAGGGGUCGCUGGAGCGGGUCAUGCCCCACCUCAACCAUGCGCACAAGAGCAUCACUACACUACAAGGUGAAGACAUAGUAUUCCUUGCCACAGACAUCAACCUUCCAGGGGCCGUUGACUGGGUCAUGAUGCAGAGCUGUUUCGGCAACCACUUCAUGUUGGUCUUAGAGAAGCAGGAAAAGUUUGACGGCCUUCAGCAGUUCUUUGCCAUCGUCCAACUCAUCGGCACCCGCAAACAAGCCGAGAACUUCGCAUACAGACUGGAACUGAACGGCCACAGAAGGCGACUGUCCUGGGAGGCCACACCCCGCUCCAUCCAUGAAGGCGUAGCGGCCGCCAUCAUGAACAGCGACUGUCUUGUCUUUGACUCCAGCAUUGCCCAGCUGUUUGCCGAGAACGGAAACCUGGGCAUCAACGUGACCAUCUCCAUGUGCUGAGCAGUGCCAAAGAUCACAAACUUGAUUAAGAAAAGGAACACGAUGGGGAUGCCUUUUUCUUUUUGGAGAUGGAAAGCCGGAAGGACGGAGAGUGAGUGCCGCUUGACUAGCGUUGCUCACUAAAUGAGUGUUACCAUCUUGACUGAGGGGUUGUGAUUAAUCUUCAGCACGGCUUUCAUAUACUUCAAACUCACCUUGAGAGACCAAACGAUCGGAUCUGUGGAUUUGACAGACUGGAAUGCUCAAUUAUGGCAGGUGUUUUUAUAAACCAGUUUCCAUCAACAAGCUGACCCAAAGCCUGGAGGAGGAAUUGCCAAAAACAUAAGUGUCGACAUGUAUAUGUGUGGUUCUUUUCUUACAGGUGCUUCAGUGCAUUGUAUGGUAGCAGAUGUUGCUACUUCUUUAGUAAGCAUUGAGGAAAUGCUGUAAAGAGUCAUCAAAGGUUAACCCAACGCUCAUUAUUUACUGUUUAACAGUGUGAUAUUAUGGGAAUAAAUUGUUACUUCGAGGAGAGAGUAGCCCAGGUGUACUUGAAUGAGAUUCCACGCUGGCUUAUCACAGUGUACACAAUAGCCAUCGGCAUGCUGAAAUCUGAAUUUUUUUUCCCCAGAGUUUGGAUAAUACAUGUUUGUGCAAGGAAUUGUAUGAAACAGCUUGAAAAAAAAACUUGAGUUUCCUAUUGCAAGGAAUGCACUUGGAAGAAAGACGAAAAGCAAGGAACAAACAUCUUAAAACUGAGAAAGCUCUUAAAAGGAAAAGUGCAUCCUUAUACUGAGUUUUGAUUUUUGAAACGGUACCCUCCUUCUACUAGAACCUUGAAAACCAAAACGCUUUUGGUUUUACAUUGCUGUAUAUGAGACAUAGCUGUAUAUGAAUUUAAAAAACUUAACAUGCAGCCACCAUCCUUGUCUGGCACCUGACGUCGUGAUGAAGAAACACUAUAUGAGGCAAGUCCCACACCAUCAGUUCCAGUCUACAUGUAUAUUUCAUGAUAGGAGCCUCAUUUCAAUUCUGCAUGACUUAAGUAUACAUGGCAGAUAAAAGCGGUUAGUGUACACCACAAAACAACCCCAACCAUCUUUCAGGGUCACUUUACCAUAAAAUGUGAAAACCCCCAAAAAGUAACCCUUCACAUUUUAAGAGACUUCACCAACAAGACUGCCGAUCAUUUGUGCAGAUUAACUGGCAAUACAGUCAUGGUUCAAGAAUGGAUUUAGAUUCUAUUCCCCUAAAACAGACGCUCUUCAACUCCUCAUGGGCAAGCUUCCAGAGGCUUGUCACCAG